Messenger RNA from Trypanosoma cruzi, 717 nucleotides. RefSeq lists its product as uncharacterized. The transcript has a single exon. The annotation marks the transcript as partial. The record is from RefSeq and is a predicted model, not a curated record. NCBI's taxonomy places the organism in Eukaryota, Euglenozoa, Kinetoplastea, Trypanosomatida, Trypanosomatidae.
AUGAGUGGUGCACCGUUCAUACCGGAGCUGUCGCUCGGUACCGUUGAGACGGGCGGUGGCUGGGGCGUCGGGGAGCAGUUUGCGCGGCUUCCACCGGCGUCCGUGCAGGCGGAGUCUCGGACCCCAGUCUACACGGUGGCCCCAGAUAGUGGCGGCUUCAACGUCCAUGACUCCGACGACGACUCCGCCACCCAGGAGGAGUCGGCGGAGGCCGAGACGAUUGAAGCGGAAGUGGUGCCGACGACACAUUACAGAAGACCGUCCAUGGAAGACGAUAACACAUUUAUAGAUCAUGGUAGCACGGUACCCCCGGCAUCACCGAGUAAAGACCUUUUUGAGAAAUUAGAGAUGAGAGGAGACGGCGGUGAUUAUUCGAAGCGGGGGCCAAACUCCAUACCUUCACUGCAUGUGAAGUUCUUGCGUCCUGUAUCCCGCAUGAUGGUAGGACCGCAGGUGCGGGCGAUGGUAGUUGCGCCUGAUGGUGCGUCCCUAUGGGCUGCCUUUGGGGAUGACCCAGUCACCUUGUUGGACUUUAAGGGAUCGGAGUUAAAUAUUAGUCGAGCGCUGGACGUCACACAGGUGCACUCCAUGACGGUAGUUCGUGUACCGGUGGCGAAGGCAGUGACAUUUAAACCAUCUCGUGGGGCGCAUCGCCCCAGUUACUUUGCUGCGUCAAAACCGCAGGUGGAUGAGGGGGAGGAGGUAGAAACAUAUGCG